AUGACUAAGGCUGCCACUAAAGCAAAACAGCCUGGGUGGCAGCAGGCCGUGAACUUCAGCCGCACCUCACCCGCUCGGCAGGAAGAAGCCUCUCAGGAGGAGGUGCUGUCAGGAAGACACUCGCACGAGCCGCCCGGGGCGGCAACGGACCUAAAUUCCAAGCCCAGCCCUGACCAGGGCUCACUUCCUGUGGAAGCCACUCCACGAGCGCCCGGGGGCUGCAGGGCCACAAUCACCCGCCCGCGGGAAGCCCGAGCGGAGCCUCUGCCUGGGGGCGGCUCCGUGGCUCCGCCCGGCCGGGCCCGCGGCCAGCACGGACGUGGCUCUGCCGGUGACAGCACCUGCCCCGCCGCGGGGGCGAGGGGAAGGCUCCCGCCUGCGAGACACCUUCCCCCGCAGCCCCAAAUCCCGCCGCAAAACGGAGCCAGGGACCAAGGCCCCCCGGGACAGGGCCGAGCUUUCGGUUACCGCCCCCCCGCCUCACCACGCGCCCGCAGCCCCCGGUUACCGGGCGGCGCUCCCCGGGAAGCGGCCCCGCCCCCUCCCGCCUCGCCCCGGGGCGCGGGCAGGGGCGGCCCCGGGCCCGCCCCUACCUGUGGGCAGCGGGAGGGGGCGCGGGAAGGCGCGGGGCCGCCGCCAACCGCCACCAACCGCCGCCGCCCUCCCGCUCCGUCCCCGCGCGACGCCGGAAGUGGCGGAGGGGCGGCUGGGGUCAGCGCGAACACCAAGCGCAUCGACCACUCACUCACUCGGCACUCAUCUAGCCGCCCUGAGGUCCGCCGGCCUUGUCGCCCUGCCUCGCUCGCCCCACCCCCCACGGGGCGGGGGUCUCCCCCGAGAGGGCGGGGCCUGCCUCGAGAGGGCGGGGUCUACAUAGAGGGGGCGGGGUCUGCGCCGAGGAGGGCGGUGCUGCGGGGGGGGGGGCGGCGGCGGCGCUGCCCGCGCUCCCCCGCCCCUCUCCGGGAGGGGGCAGGGGGCUGCACCCCGUUCCGAGCCACGGUGCCCCAGGGGGCUCUCCCGAAGGCCGCCUCCCGCUCCGGCAUCUCCCGGAGCUUCCCGGGCCGUCGCUGCAGGGUCUCCCCAUUGCCUCGCUGUGGUUUCCCCCGCGGCGACGGCGAGCGGGGAGGGGCGAGCCCCAGUGAAGCGGGACAGGUGUGGGGGGAGAGGCCAACGGCCGCCGGCGCCAUCGUGGGCGACGGGCCCGGCGGCAGCUGCGCAUGCGCGGAAGCGUCCUGCCCUGUAUAUAAUAAAAAAUACAAAAUUUUUAUUCGUGCACUUUYUGUGGUGUCUGGGAAGUUCAAAUUCCUGUUCACAGUAUUGUAG
This is a messenger RNA of Nothoprocta perdicaria, 1323 nucleotides long. Its product is annotated as proline-rich protein 2-like. The transcript has 2 exons. The record is from RefSeq and is a predicted model, not a curated record. Bases 1 to 1323 code for a protein of 440 amino acids. NCBI's taxonomy places the organism in Eukaryota, Metazoa, Chordata, Aves, Tinamiformes, Tinamidae.